GUGCCUCGGGCUGUUAUGGUAGAUUUGGAGCCUACUGUUGUCGAUGAGGUUCGGGCAGGAACCUACCGCCAGCUCUUCCAUCCAGAGCAGCUGAUCACAGGAAAGGAGGAUGCAGCUAACAAUUAUGCCCGGGGCCACUACACAGUGGGCAAGGAGAGCAUUGACCUGGUGCUGGAUCGCAUACGGAAGCUGACAGAUGCCUGCUCUGGCUUGCAAGGCUUCCUGAUCUUCCACAGUUUUGGUGGGGGCACUGGCUCUGGCUUCACUUCUUUGCUGAUGGAACGCCUCUCCCUGGAUUAUGGCAAGAAAUCCAAGCUAGAAUUUGCUAUCUACCCAGCCCCUCAGGUCUCCACUGCAGUUGUGGAGCCCUACAACUCCAUUCUGACAACCCAUACCACACUGGAACAUUCAGAUUGUGCUUUCAUGGUGGAUAAUGAAGCCAUCUAUGACAUCUGCCGCAGAAACCUAGACAUUGAGCGCCCUACCUAUACCAACCUCAACCGCCUCAUCAGCCAGAUUGUGUCCUCCAUCACUGCCUCUCUCCGCUUUGAUGGGGCCCUCAAUGUGGACCUCACUGAGUUCCAGACCAACCUGGUGCCCUACCCCCGUAUCCACUUCCCACUGGUCACUUAUGCACCCAUCAUAUCUGCCGAGAAAGCCUAUCAUGAACAACUCUCUGUGGCUGAGAUAACGAGCUCCUGCUUUGAACCCAACAGCCAGAUGGUGAAGUGUGACCCAAGACAUGGCAAGUACAUGGCCUGCUGCAUGCUCUAUCGGGGGGACGUCGUGCCUAAGGAUGUGAAUGUCGCUAUUGCUGCCAUCAAGACCAAGAGGACUAUCCAGUUUGUAGACUGGUGUCCCACAGGCUUCAAGGUGGGCAUCAACUAUCAGCCACCCACGGUGGUACCAGGAGGGGACCUGGCCAAAGUCCAGCGGGCUGUUUGCAUGCUGAGCAACACCACAGCAAUUGCAGAGGCCUGGGCCCGCCUGGACCACAAGUUUGACCUCAUGUACGCCAAGCGAGCCUUUGUGCAUUGGUAUGUUGGAGAGGGAAUGGAAGAAGGAGAAUUUUCUGAGGCCAGGGAGGACCUGGCUGCUCUGGAGAAGGAUUAUGAAGAAGUGGGGACUGAUUCAUUUGAAGAAGAAAAUGAAGGGGAGGAGUUUUAA
Molecule: messenger RNA, 1167 nt
Organism: Puma concolor (puma)
Lineage: Eukaryota; Metazoa; Chordata; Mammalia; Carnivora; Felidae
Gene: TUBA8
Product: tubulin alpha 8
Biological process (GO): microtubule-based process
Cellular component (GO): microtubule
Molecular function (GO): GTP binding; structural constituent of cytoskeleton
Source: RefSeq, a predicted model, not a curated record